Messenger RNA from Polypterus senegalus (gray bichir), 5464 nucleotides. RefSeq lists its product as uncharacterized. The coding region runs from base 459 to 2240 and encodes 593 amino acids. NCBI's taxonomy places the organism in Eukaryota, Metazoa, Chordata, Cladistia, Polypteriformes, Polypteridae. The record is from RefSeq and is a predicted model, not a curated record. The transcript is spliced from 10 exons.
AGGUUUGCCAAUGUCUAGUACCUGCAAAUAGAUCUUAAUAAGACGUUGUAGUUUGGGUCAAUAAAUACACAGUUACACUACUUUUUUUUUUAAUAAAAAAGUAAAUAAGCUGCCAUUACCAGGCUCUUUUGAGGUUUGGAUUCUGUUUUUUUCAGUUCUUUUUUGAUAAAGUACCUCAAGGCAAAUAUUACAUAUACCUGUUUAACAAGGAUAAUAUUUAAAAUGAAUGUGUCUGUCAUGAUGGAAUAUCUUGGCGUGUAAUGGUAUUUGAAACUCCCCCCUAUAUUGUACAACUUGAACUAUUCCAGUCGCCAGGCAACUUGUAUACAAUCCUGUCCGCGAGAUGCUGCACUUCGGCGAACUACUUUGUAUUGAGGAAAUAAUCAAAGCUUUAGCAUCAUUUAUUACUGCCUACUAAAUAUUUACUUCUGUUGAAGGUUAUUUUUAAUCCCACUGCAAUGCCAGCACACAGAUCUCAUUGCCAUGUCCAUGGACCUCCAAACACGUUUCAUGGCAUCAGAGAGUGGAAUGUCAUCUUUGUGCUGGAUACAUCAGGAAGCAUGUAUGAAAGCUUGCCAGCUGUGAAGGAUCACCUUAUUCAGGAGUUGAACUGUAGGGCCCAGGCUCUUCCUCACUUUAAAUUUAACAUAAUUGAGUUUAACAGUAAGGUCAGAAAAUGGUGUGACCGCUCUGUGUGGUGCAGUCCAAAUUCUCUUGCUGAGGCUGUGUCUUGGAUACUUUGCCUGGAAUGCCAAUCAGUUUCAGAUGGCCUGUCUACAGUUACAGCUCUCAAUGAGGCCCUAUUAGAUCCAGACUGUCAUGCUGUGUGCUUGGUCACAGAUGGGAUUCCAUAUUGCCCUAACAGGGAACCCACCUGCAGGCCUUGCCAACCUCACAAAGUACCAAUACAUGUGGUGUGUGUCAGUGGGAAUGAUAGAAAAAGCCCGCCCCAAAACUUCCUACUGGAGGUGACACAAGAGACAGGGGGAACCUUCCGCAUGUUAUCCCUGGAGACAGUUGUACCAUCUUCUGUCCUGACAACCCAAGAUGAAUUCCUAUGUCAUUCUGGCCUUUGGAGUUUACAAAGUCCAAUCACAAAACCUCCCAUAAAGGCCUCUGUGACAGGGGAUUCAUUGGAUGGGUCCCAAGGGGCUCCAAGGCUCAUGAGAGGAGUUCGGAUUUUGGCCAGAAAGCAUGAUGAUGGGCUUUUCUAUGCUGCACACAUCAGCCAGGAAGAACAGUCUUCAAAGGAUGUUUUCCUGGUGCAGUUUGAAAAAGGCAAGAGAAUUGGGGAAAAACACAACAGUCUUCUUCAAAAGACACGACUUUGUGAUAUUGUACAGAUAGAUGAAGCUGCCAGGCAUCCCAUCAUUCCUGGAGAUGCAGUUCUUGCACCAUUGAAUCUUAAUAUGAAGAAAUAUGGACCUGGUAUUGUGCUACUUGGACAAGAGAGACGAGAAUAUAGAUCAGAUGCUGAGACUAGUGAGCACCUGGUGGUGAAUUUCUGGAAUGGACGUACGGCAAAUGUCUCUGCAGGUGUUGCAAUAUGGAUUCCCCGCCAGAUGUACGACUUUCUUGUCCUUGAACUUCAAAUGCCUCCUUCAGCUAGAGAGAAGUUUCUUGAAUCACAUCCGAACUACCCUUUCACUGUUCCUCCGGGAUACAGGCCUUGGAGAGAUGAUGGAGAUCUGGCUAAAGACCUUUUUGACCGUUCUCUAACUCAUGUUGUCUCUCCAUCGUGUCCACAUCACAGCCAUGGACAAACCUGUGACCUGCUAGGCACCAACAUAGAAAGAGAAAUGGAAGGAAGUGCUAACAAAGGAUCAUCACUAUAUGGACUUGGGGAAAAGAAGCAAAGCAGUAGGCUUCAAUGGCAAAGUGGAUCAGCCCAGAAUCAGACUAGGAACAGAAAAGCAGCUGAUAAAGGAGGAAAGGAAGAACAGAAACCCAAAGAGAAAAAGCUUCAAAAGCCUAUGCAGAGCUCCUUAAAUAUAGAAGAGUCCAGUAUGGCAUGUUCAGAACGAAAUGCAGUGGAGCAUCAAGAAAGAAAAACAAGCACACAGCAUGACCAGGGCAGACCGCAAGCUGCUGCCAUGUUCUUCAAGAUGCCUGAGUUUCCAUAUUCCUGUCUGGCAAGUCGAAGGCUAGCGUUUGAAGGCAUUAAUGAAUUGUUGAGAAAAGAUCAAAAAGCCAUUGAGACAGUCAUACAAAAGCCCACCAUUCAGAAAAGAAAAAUCUGAUGAAGAAGUGAAGGCAGAAAAAUUUUAAUCCAAAUACAAAUAAGGAGAAACAUAGACCUCUAAAAGUGGGUCUUGUUGGGUAAUGCAAAGCCAAUAAAAAAAAAAAAUCAGCGAGUAUACUGAUUAUUAUUAAUUCAAAUAAUUUACAAAGUAACAAGUGCUUGUAUUGUCCUUUGUUAAUUUUAUAUAUACAGUAGCUUAUUAAACCAGGUAUCAAUGAUGAGUUGACCACUGUUUUAUAAAAAGACAUGCAAAAUGGCCAAGAGUGGUAAAUCAAUCACAUAUAAUGUGUGUAUAUAUAUAUAUAUAUAUAUAUAUAUAUAUAAAACACUAAGUCUGUCUUUCUGUCUGUCACACAAUUUCUCACAAACUACUGGGGCUAGAGCCUUGAUCUUGGUCUUGAUCCAAAGCUUAAGAUCUGUGUAGAAGCUUUUUAAAUUAUUACCUGUAUGAAAAAUAAAUUAAACACGUUAAGCAUUUAUUAUUCUGAAGUGAGGGUUUAUCGCUAGACACACAUAAAUGUCCUACACCCUGCUAGGCUCCUAAGAUGUGGUGUGUGCUCAUUCCAUUGAGCAGGCUACUGUUACAAUUUUACACAUACAUCUUCAUUUAUCUUUUAUCAAGUGUCGAUUCUCUGAAAGAACAAAAUGAUCUUAAAAACAAACAGGAAGGCGAAUUUUGAAAUAAGCUUUCAUAUGCUGUUUUUCUAGUGCAAAUCACAGUAGGCAACUAAAGAGUCUCAACAUUGCUGCUGCAUUAUUUUCAUAUGUCAGUGUAAGGCAAUAGCCAGAAAUAAGUAAACAUGGCUAAUGCAAAUAUGGGCUUAAAUAAAAUAUUAAGUCCAAACUGUUGCAUAGAUACAAAAACAAUAAACAAUUUAAACUUAAGCACUCAUCCUGCAAGACUAGAAGACCCCAGAACUUCUACACUUGAUACGUUCUGGUAAUUCAAAAUUGAAGAAACCUCUGCAAACUGACCUGAGCUUGUGGGUUUCUAAAAGCAAAGUGAUUGGCAAACAAAGUGAUAGCACAGAAAGACAGAGAAGAUCAGCAUAAUUUGCUUAGCUUCAAGCAAAUCACAGAAGUCGUUGAAGUGAUGAGAAACAGCAUAAUUUAAAGAAGAGCAGUGCCAUCUGCUGAGCAUCAAGUGUGGGAUACAGAAUGCAAGAACAAAGAUGGAAAAAUGCAUGCAACCAGAGGUUCAUGUGCAACUACUGCAGCUAAAACCUUGAUUUUCCUCUUGAACAAAAACCUAUGACCUGAUACAUUUUGUUAAUUGAACAAAAUGAGGAAAUCUCUGCAAACUGACCUGUGCUCAUGGUUCUUACAGUUAAGUGAUGGGCAAACUAAAUGACACAGCAGAAUAAAGACCAGUGCCCUCUGCUGAGCAUCAAGUGCGGGAUACAGAAAACACGAACGACAGAGACAGAGAAAUGCAAGCGACCAGAGAUCUGCAUGUUUUACUAGUAAUAGAAUAAAACCUGAAUACACAAGACAUGUAAUUAAUGCCAACAAUCACAAUUAUUAGGCAAGAUUAUCUGUAAAGCAGUGCAUGGAAAAAGAACUUCCCUGCGCUUCAGAAAUGAAAGCAAAUUCCUCUUCAAUCACGAGUUUUGUGCACAAUGAAUUUUAAAUUAUACAAAAUGAAUAUUGUACAGAACUGCAUAUAGACAACUCAGUCAGUUUCCAACCAGCUAUAUCCUAAACCAGGGUCACGGGGGUCUGCUGAAGCCAAUCCCAGCCAGCACAAGGCAGGAACAAAUCCCCGAGCAGGAUGCCAGCCCCCCCGCAGGGCACAAGACAACUCUGUAUAAUAAAAUAUUUAUUCAUGUAUUGUACAUUAGUAGCUUAAAUCAAAUGUCCUAGUGCAUAAAGUUGCCCCAGCUAUUUGGUUUCACUAAAUGUAGGUAUGGGUGGUCCGCUGGUUAGAGCUUCUGCCUCUCUCCUGGGUUUAAAUUCCAUCCCUUUCUCUGUGGAGUUCUGCUUCUUUCACAAAGUACCUGGAGUACCUGUUAACCCCAAGACAGCCGUGUUAGGUGUAUGGACAAGUCUAAAUUAGGGAGGGGGUCUUCACCUCUGUUCUCUGGGAAACUGAAGCACCUCGGAGAAUGUUAUGUUACGCUAAAUUCAGUUCAAACCAAAUUAUAGUGAAGCCAUUAGAACAAUGAGAGUUGAGUGAUUCAUUUCUUUGCAAUGUUACAGACUUUAUUAACAAGUGGAUCAGCCAUUCCUUCAUUGAAGAUGCAAAGACUUUUGUCUGGUAAAGGAUCUAAACAAGUAGAUAUUUUUUUUAGAAAGAUUCAUUUGCAUUGGCAUGUAAAGUUUGGGCACCUUUGCUUAAAAUGUCUGUUCAUUGUGAAUCUGUGAGCAGAAGAUGAAAUGAUCAGAGUUUGGACAUCCGACAUGGUCAGUACUUAAUAACACCUCCUUUGGCAGAUAUCACAGUAAAUUCUUUUUGUAGCCAGCCAAGAGUCUUUCAGUUCUUACUUGGGGUAUUUUCACCCAUUCCUCCUUGCAAAAGGCUUCUAAUUCUGUAUGACUCUUAGGUCAUUUUGCAUGCAGUGCCCUUUUGAGAUCUAGCCACAGAUUAUCAGUGAUAUUUAGGUCGGGGGACUGUGAGAGGCAUGGCAAAACUGUCAGCUUGCUCCUCUUAAGGUAUUUCAUUGUAGAUUUUGAGGUGUGUUUCAGGUCAUUACUUUGUUAUAGGACACAUACUCUUUUUAACUUCAACUCUUUUACAGAUUGUAAAAUGUUUGCUGGUAUUUAUUUUAAUCCAUUCUUCACUCUACCAGUGAAAUGUUCUCUGUGCCACUGGCUGCAAUUCAAGCCCAAAGCCUGAUCAAUCUACCCCCAUGCUAAAUAGUUGGAGGUGUUCUUUUCCUGGAAUUCAACACCUUUUUUUAAUCCUAACAUACUUUUGCACAAUGGGAUCAGAAAGUUCUAUUUUGACUUCAUCGGUUCACAGGACUUAUUUCCAAAAUGCAUCAGGCUUGUUUCGAUAUUCAUUUGCUGAAUUUUCUGGACAGAUUUUCUUCUGCUGAGUUUACCAUAAAGUUUGUAUUUGUUCAGGUGUCACAACACAGUAGAGCAGUGUACCACCACUCCAUGCUCUGCUAAACCUGCCUGGAGAUCUUUUGCAGUCAAACAGGUGAUUUUAUUUGCCUUUCUAGCAAUCCAACAAACAAUUAUUUCAGAAAGUUUUCUUGGUCUUCCAGACCUCAACUU